UGGUAUCAGUACAGUAGCUACAGUAGAGGGGCGGUAGUAGCUACUGAAGCAAUACACCGAACAGGUGACAGCACACCAGUUCCCUGCACACUAGCCUAGAAAUGAACAGCAACUUAGCCGGAGAUGAAGUUGGGAAACUGUUUGUGGGUGGCUUGGACUGGAGUACAACACAGGAAACUUUGAGAAACUAUUUCUCGCAGUAUGGGGAAGUAGUUGAUUGUGUCAUCAUGAAGGACAAAACCACAAAUCAGUCGCGGGGCUUUGGUUUUGUCAAAUUCAAAGACCCCAACUGUGUCCGGACUGUACUGGAGACCAAACCCCAUAAUCUCGAUGGCAGAAAUAUUGACCCCAAGCCAUGUACCCCCAGAGGAAUGCAACCUGAAAAAGUACGAACCAAGGACGGCUGGAAGGGCAGCAAAGCUGACAGCAAUAAAUCAAAGAAGAUAUUUGUCGGUGGAAUCCCCCAUAACUGUGGUGAACCAGAACUCCGGGAAUAUUUCAAUAGAUUUGGAGUGGUCACAGAGGUGGUAAUGAUCUAUGACGCGGAGAAACAGAGGCCCCGAGGUUUUGGAUUUAUUACUUUCGAGGCCGAACAAUCAGUGGACCAGGCUGUCAACAUGCAUUUUCACGACAUCAUGGGCAAAAAAGUGGAAGUGAAAAAGGCUGAACCUCGGGACAGCAACGCUCCUGGCCAGCUUGGACCUAACCAAUGGGGACCCAGAGGCAUCCUGAGUGCAGCCAAUGGUUGGUCGGCACAGCCUGCCCAGGGCUGGCAGCAGAGUUAUGGGCCUCCGGGAGUUUGGGUGUCUACAGGCCAGCCCUUGGGUGGAUACGGGCCCCCUUUAUCUGCGGGUCGUGGAGCUCCCGCACAGCCCCCCUCGCCAUUCAACGCGUUCCUCGUCACAGCGGCCCCGGCGGGGGGGUUUGGGGCACCUCAGGCCUACGCUCAACAGGGAUACAGUACACCACCUCAGUUUGGGUACAGUUUUGGCACGCCUCAUGGUGACCAGUAUGCACCACAAGGAGUGCCGCCCCCGCCCACGACUCCAGGAACAGGGCCGCUAGGGUUUGCUCCAGCCACCACACCUACUCAGGACAUGAGCAAAGCACCCACGGGACAGCCGGACUUCCCUUACAGCCAGUAUGGCUUGGGUAACUACCCUCAGGAGCCCUCUUCCUACGGACCAACGCGUCCUUCUCACAGUAAUGGUCAGGAUGUGCAGGGAGAAAAUAGUGCAGGUUAUGGUCAGGACCUGAGUGGGUUUGGGCAUACUUUCGCAGACCCCAGCCAGCAGACUGCCCCUUACGGGGCACCAACAGCACAACCGGCAGUGGGACCCCAGGCUACCGCAGCCGUUUUUGCUCGAGUACAGAAUCACAACGUAACGGGCUUCCAUCCAUACCGGCGCUGAGCGUCUUCAACCGCCACAGCGCUCAGUUCUAAAGUCAGGGAAAUGUGUUCUGGUGAUAAGCAAAACUGGAUUUCUGGAUUGAUGUUUUUUGGAACACAAAUACACACAAUUUGAGAAAAAGUGAACUCAUAAAACCAGGGAUUCCAAUUACUUCUGUUACUAUGUCACUUGAUGUAAAUGUUGAUGUAGGACUUUUGCAUAACCUGUUGAAAUGAAAGAACCUUUGUUUCUCCCCCCAUGUUUUAUAGUAGGACUUAACUACUUUGCAAUAGGUUUUGAUUUUCUGGUCAAACAAUAGCACAGAGAAUGGAAAAAUUAUAUAUAUAUAUAUAUAUAUAUAUAUAUAUAUAUAUAAGGAUAUGUAUAUUUAUGCUGGAUACAGAAAUGAAAACAGGGUCUCAAGUUUCCUCAGCUUUAAAUUCUAGGGAAAAUGUUUUUAUUUUUCAUUUGGUGGAUUUUGUUUACUUUCUGAGCCUUUAUUUUAAAGUUUGUUUAAAAUGGAAAAUAUGAAUAUAUAUUAUACACAAUUUGUGCAAUUUUUUAAGACAAUUUUGUACUAAAAAUGUACACUUUGCUUGUUUUUUAUUUAAAGAUGUAGACUUCCCUCAGGUGGCUGUUUGAGUGCAUUUUGCACUUAUGCAAAAAGAAAAGGAACUUAUUUCAAAUAAAAGAUAUCCUGCCUCUU
Molecule: messenger RNA, 2097 nt
Organism: Salvelinus fontinalis (brook trout)
Lineage: Eukaryota; Metazoa; Chordata; Actinopteri; Salmoniformes; Salmonidae
Gene: dazap1
Product: DAZ associated protein 1
Exons: 13
Coding region: 102-1412 (436 amino acids)
Cellular component (GO): cytoplasm
Molecular function (GO): RNA binding
Source: RefSeq, a predicted model, not a curated record